AGUUUCCCUAUAGCUACAAUUAACGGUACUGAAUUAGGUGAAGGCAGAACACACACAAACUUGGAGUAAGCACAAACACAAAAUCUGACAUGAUGACCUGUUAUCAUUAAGCCUGUCAUUACAGUCAUCAUGUCAAAUUCUGGAGGACUCCCCCUACCACAAACACAUAAAAAACAACACACAUCUUUGCACAGCGUUCACGCCCGGCAUAAAAAUAGAGACAUCUCCAAAAAAAAAAUCGUGAAAUAUUCAAGAAAAUUAACAGCGCGUGUUCAAUUAUAUUGUUAUAUUCAGACAAUCAGUCAUUUGCAAAAGCAUGACACGAUUAUACCUGCGUCUAUGACAAGUCAAAAAAAAAAUCUCAUCCGGCCAACACGUCCCUACACAAGAAGAAAAAGACAGUCUGCAACAGCAAAUAAACCAUUAUUUUCUUCGCCUCCCAACGUGUAGGUGUAUUUCCGCUGUUCGAUAUACUCCUACCUUUAGUUUUAGUUGUAUAUAAAAGCCAGGGAUUAAUUUGUUGUCGAUAAACUGGAGGCGGUGACGAAUCUGACGGCGAUUGGACCUCCCCGCUUGUAGCCCUCCCUUCUUAAUUUCCACGGGAGCGCGUCCGGGCUCUUAAACACAGCAACACCGGCAGCCUUCACCACGAUCUUACUCACAGGCACCGUGCACUUUCACAGCCUCCUGAUUACAAACUCCGGCAAGUGAUUACAGAAUACACAAAUAAGAAGGGGUUGUUUUGACUACUGAAAGCCGUGCAAGUGUCCGGUUUCAAUACUUGCUGCUGUUGCAAUGGACGUUUGAUUAUCAGCUACUCGACUCCAAAUUGAAGGACUUACUUUUUAAGAGCUCUGCUGCAGACGCUGAUAUUUAUGACCAAGCGGCUUAUCGCGCGAGUGCUUUGAGCACAUAAAGUAGGCUUGCUUUCCUAAUAUACACUUUUUUUCUUUUAAAUAGCUUUCUUUCUUCUCUAAAAUUGGCUCCCGUACAAACAGCCGCGUUGGAUCCCUCGGCUUACUGCGAGACUCCGGUAUACAAUCCGGAUCUCUGCCCAAAUAUGAUAGCUGCUCAGGCCAAGUUGGUGUACCACCUUAACAAAUACUACAACGAGAAAUGCCAGUCUCGGAAAGCCGCGAUCUCCAAGACAAUCAGGGAGGUGUGCAAGGUGGUUUCGGACGUCCUGAAGGAGGUGGAGGUGCAGGAGCCCCGAUUCAUCAGCUCCCUGAAUGAGAUGGAAAACCGCUUUGAGGGUCUGGAGGUGAUUUCGCCGACCGAAUUCGAGGUGGUCCUCUAUUUAAAUCAGAUGGGGGUUUUCAACUUCGUGGAUGACGGCUCGCUGCCAGGUUGCGCCGUGCUCAAGCUCAGCGACGGCCGCAAGAGAAGCAUGUCCCUAUGGGUCGAGUUCAUCACAGCCUCCGGUUACCUUUCGGCCCGCAAGAUCCGGUCCCGCUUCCAAACGCUGGUGGCACAGGCAGUGGAUAAGUGCAGCUACAGAGAUGUCGUAAAGAUGGUCGCAGACACCAGCGAAGUGAAACUACGCAUAAGAGACAGAUACGUAGUUCAGAUCACCCCGGCUUUUAAGUGCACGGGGAUAUGGCCACGGAGCGCUGCGCACUGGCCUCUGCCACACAUCCCCUGGCCAGGACCGAACCGGGUGGCAGAGGUAAAAGCCGAAGGUUUUAACCUUUUAUCGAAGGAAUGCUACUCGCUAAAUGGGAAACAGAGCUCGGCGGAAAGCGACGCCUGGGUCUUACAGUUCGCCGAAGCCGAGAACCGUCUCCUACUGGGGGGCUGCAGGAAGAAAUGUCUAUCCGUUCUAAAGACACUGCGCGACCGUCACCUUGAACUCCCCGGACAGCCCCUUAACAACUACCACAUGAAAACUUUGGUCUCCUACGAGUGCGAAAAACAUCCACGGGAGUCGGACUGGGACGAGAACUGUCUCGGGGACCGACUAAACGGAAUUUUACUACAGCUCAUCUCGUGCUUGCAGUGCAGAAGAUGUCCGCAUUACUUUCUGCCAAAUUUAGACCUAUUUCAGGGAAAGCCCCAUUCAGCCCUCGAAAACGCAGCCAAACAGACUUGGCGUUUGGCGAGAGAAAUUCUAACCAACCCCAAAAGCUUGGAAAAACUCUGAGGUAAAACGGUAAUGGCGAGUCACUGAUACACGAUGUUUUCGCCCCCAGGUCUGACCGGGGGUCAUGAGAGGCCUAGAUGAUGUUGCGCGGAUCAAGGAAUUCACGGACAAAAAACUAUCACUGCUGUUAUGUGUUUAUUUUCAUGUUCUUGUAAGCUGUGUAACAAAUGCCCCGUGGAUUAUAUGAUACUCAUUAUCAAAAACAAUUUUGAAAGACUGAUUUUGUCAGCAAUAUUAUCGUUGUUAUUCGGAAACUAAAACAUGUAUCAACAAUCAAAAUCAAUUGAUGGGUAACUAUCAGUGUUAAUAUUUCUUAAUUUCCAGUGCCCUACAUAAGCGAAACGUUUAUUUGCUAAAAUGCUUCAAAUAAAGCUCCGUGGAAAGCAUUGGCAGAAUCUAACUGUACGUUUUUAUACUGUAUAUACAUACAUUCAUAGAUUGUGCUUCCAGUGGUCUGAAAUUGUGAAUGUUGUUUUGUGACACGUAAUUAGAAGUUCAAUUCCAUCAGUUUAAGGAUACUCCUGGAUCUUUCUGGUAUAGAAGAAAUCAAUUUAAAGUAGUCU
Molecule: messenger RNA, 2703 nt
Organism: Megalops cyprinoides (Indo-Pacific tarpon)
Lineage: Eukaryota; Metazoa; Chordata; Actinopteri; Elopiformes; Megalopidae
Gene: mab21l1
Product: mab-21-like 1
Exons: 1
Coding region: 1061-2140 (359 amino acids)
Source: RefSeq, a predicted model, not a curated record